Messenger RNA from Sceloporus undulatus (fence lizard), 7043 nucleotides. It is a transcript of the gene EFNB1, whose product is annotated as ephrin B1. Gene Ontology annotation, cellular component: plasma membrane. The transcript has 3 exons. Gene Ontology annotation, biological process: ephrin receptor signaling pathway; axon guidance. The record is from RefSeq and is a predicted model, not a curated record. The coding region runs from base 252 to 1247 and encodes 331 amino acids. NCBI's taxonomy places the organism in Eukaryota, Metazoa, Chordata, Lepidosauria, Squamata, Phrynosomatidae. Gene Ontology annotation, molecular function: ephrin receptor binding.
AGCGGGAGCGGCAGUGGCGGCGGGAGGCUGAGGCUGAGGAGGAAGCACGGACGGACGGAGGGAAACCCUGGGGAUUGUCGGCCGGAGGAGGAGCGCGCCGAGGGCAGCGAGCGAGGCCCCGCGGGAUGGGCGCCCCGUGAAGCGGCGUCGGCGGACGGAGCCCGGGACCGUGGCCGUGGAUUAAGCGGGCGCGAGGGGCGCCUUCCUCGGGCGCCGGGCCCCGCCUUCUUCGCCUUCAGGAGCAGAGGAGGAUGGCGGCGGCGGCGGCGGCGGAGGAGCCUGAGGCGGCGGAGGCGGAGGCGUCGUGGUGGGCGUCCGGCCGCAGGGCCCCGGCCGUGCCUCCCUGCCGGCUGCUGCCGGUGCUGCUGGCCCUGUGCCGCCUGGCCACUCCGCUGGCGGCCAAGAGCCUGGAGUCCGUCGCCUGGAGCGCCAGCAACGCCAAAUUCGUGCCUGGGAAGGGGCUGGUCAUCUACCCAGAAAUCGGGGACAAGUUGGACAUCAUCUGUCCGAAGGCGGAGCCGUCCAGGCCCUAUGAGUACUACAAGCUGUACCUGGUGAAGCGGGACCAGGCGGACUCCUGCAGCACUGUCAUGGACCCAAACGUGCUGGUGACCUGCAACCGGCCUGAGCAGGAGAUCCGCUUUACCAUCAAGUUCCAGGAGUUCAGCCCCAAUUACAUGGGCCUUGAGUUCAAGCCGGGGCAGGACUACUUCAUCACCUGUGAGUACCCGCAUCCCCCACCAACUAGCCCUGUGGCACCUCCGGAACCUCUGCCCAUGGCUGGCGUGGGCCCCAGUCGCUUCUGCUACCAGCCAGCCAUAGGACCUGAGCCAUUCUUCUCUCCUUCUCCCCCAGAUCCCGUGAAUCAGGACGGGGGCCAGGAUGCGCAAAGCCCCACGGACAGCUUCUUCAACUCCAAGGUGGCUGUCUUUGCGGCCAUUGGGGCCGGCUGCGUGAUCUUCAUCCUCAUCAUCAUCUUCUUGGUGGUCUUCCUGAUCAAGGUCCGGAAGCGGCACCGCAAGCACACCCAGCAGCGGGCGGCUGCUCUCUCACUCAGCACUCUGGCCAGUCCCAAGGGCAGUGGCAACGCCGGCUCUGAGCCCAGUGACAUAAUCAUCCCCUUGCGGACUACAGAGAACAACUACUGCCCGCACUAUGAGAAGGUCAGCGGGGACUAUGGGCACCCGGUUUACAUUGUCCAGGAGAUGCCCCCACAGAGCCCGGCCAACAUCUACUACAAGGUCUGACUGGGGUGGCCGGGUUCAGAGGAGACACAGAGGAUGGAGAGGGGGGAAGGAGCACAGAGGGCCUGCGUAGUAGGUGGGGGUGACACCCUUGCCAGCCCCUGCCUGCCUGCCUGCUUGUCUGCCUGCCUACCUAGGGUGUGGGCGCUUGCACUGCAGAGGGGCCCACGGCGGAGCUCCCUGGCAAGAAGACCAGGACAGAGCGGGAGCACCCUCCAGCCGCCCCUGCCUUCCCCCCAACUCCAAGUAUUUAGUUUUGUAGUCUGGAGCUUUUGUAAUCCCAAGACUUGAGGAGGGAGAAAGAGAUGGAGGAGUCGAGACAAAGAUGGAGACGGAGGGGAGGGGGAGCCGGCGUGCCCCCUUUGCCCCCUCUGCUGCCCGCGCUUGGUCAAUCUCUGAGGUUGCCAACCUCGCUGCCACCCUCCUCUUCCUCUCCCGCCCCCCAGCACGUUCCGUGGCCCCCUUGUGAGGGCUUGGUGCCUUUCCUCACACUCGGACACGCCUGGUGGUUGCCCCCCAGGGGACAUCUCACCUCCACCACCAUCUUCACCCACCAUUGCCAUCACCACCGCCACCUUCUUGGCUGGCUUUCCUUGGGGCCCUGUGCUGCCUUCCUACCUGCCUUUGUUAUUAUAGAUUCAGAUAUUUGCGUGGGAGGGGAGGGGGUGGACCAUGUUUGGUUGGGGUGCCAUCAUGGGAAGGGAGCUGGCCACCUGCCCCAGAUGCACAGAAAUGUGGCGCCUGGAGGAGGGCAAGGAGGACAAUGGCAAAGGCAACAGAGACGAGGAAGCGGUCCAGCUCACCUUCUUCCUGUUACAAUUUUAAAAUAUUUUUUGUAUUUUUUAUAAUUGGGGAACACUGGGGGACCCAUCAGCUCCUCCCUCUCCCCUUCCCUGUCCCACGGGGGGAGGGGGCUGGGAUUGUUGGGGGUGGUUGGGGGACACCCCCCAAUGACCCCAAAGGUCUCCCAAGGACCAUUCUUCGUUCAGAGCAGCUGCCUUUUGGGCUUCAGCCAGGCUCCGUUUCCAUUUUACUUUUAUAAGGAAGGGAAUGGAAAAACAGAGUCCACCAUGGCGAGAAAACCUUCCUUUCUGUAACUGACCAGACGACUCUGGGGCAGAGUGGGAAGCUGGCAGGUGUGGCCCCUUGGGACUCGCAGCAGGGGCCUGGCCUUCCUCAUAGCUGGCAGAUGGGACCCCGGUGUGGGGAGGCCUGUUGGGACAGUGUCUGUCUGCCAGAGGACCAGGUACAGGGGCUUUUCCCCUUUGGCCAGCCUGGAUGUGCUGUCUGCAAGGUCCUCAGCAGGCAUUUGAUAGAGGGCAGGGGAACUGCCUCUGCAUUGCCCCCAGGACCUCUUUAGUGCUGGGUCUCUCUGCGGGAGGCAGUACAGUGCCAGCCUUAAAGCGCUCCUGGAUGGCCUCCUUUCACUUGCACAGCCGCCUCUUCCCAUCUGCGGUCAGUCUGAGGUGGGCAGGGGAGCCCACAGCCUCCGAGGCCAGUAGCUUUUUUCUGCCAGUGUGCCCAAGAGAUGAAGGAUGGAGAAGGCCCUGGCCAGGGAUUCCUCCAUCUAGGAAGUCCAGCAGCUUUCCCGGGGGCUUAUGGAGUGCAAAUGGGGGAGAGGCCCAGGUGUGAUUACUUGCAAGGGCCAGGCACUGGGGGAAAUGCUGGCAGCGGCCAUGGUGCCCAUGGGUUUCCCCAGAGGAGCCCAGGCAGAGCAAUGGGGGCUGGUGUCAGUGCACAUGGAGGCGGCAAAAACAUCUUCUGUCCCACGCCAGUCACUGCCCCCCAAACACGUUGGGAGGUGGGAGUUCAUUGCCCCCCCUCCAAGUAACAUUGCAUAUGUGAUGCCAGAAGCCUUGUGAGGAGGUGGGGGGUGGCUGUGCCUGGACCAAGGCCAGAGCAUGGCUGACCCACUCCCCCUCCCUGCCCCAUGGGGAGGGGAGGGGGCUGUGCACUUCGAGGCAUUGGGGGGGGGGCUCAGUGGCCAAGGGGGUGCACUUUCUCAGGGCUCCACGGGAUUUUUGAAAAUCAAAAAUCCAUGUUUAAAAUGAUUGGUUUUGGUUGACUGUUAAGAGUCAACACAUUUUAAGAGAACCUCUCCCCCCGCCCCCCACCCCCCGAAACUGUCUUGUUGCCAGAGUUGUAGAAACUAAUUCAAGUUACUCGAAAUAUGUUUUGGGGGUGGGUGACGAGAGCGACUUCCUUCUGCCCUGGUUCUCUGCAGAUGGCGUUUCUCUUUGCUGGACCUUUCGGGCUUUGCUCCCAAGCGAUCCAAUUUGGGGAUGGCUUUUGCAGCAUCUCUACCGUAGUCUGGUUUCGCCCUGAAGUGUGUGUGUGUGUGUGUGUGUGUGUGUGUAUGUAUGUAUGGGGGGAGUCUGUACAUGUGUGGUUUUGCUCACCAUCCCUCAGCAGUCAAAGGAAAGUGACUUGUCUGGGAUAUCCAUCCCUAAACAAACCUCCUGAAUGUCAGAAUAGGUUAGUCUGCAGUUCUGAAAAACUACAGGCAGCCGAACUUGGAUGGGCUCCUUGUGUGUAUAAGGAGGGAGCUGAAAGGGCCCAGGAGAAUCCAGGGGAACCAGGUGUCAAGGGGAGGCCAGAAUGGCACUGUUUUUAACAGCCCUGGCUCUGCCCCCAAGGAAUCAUGGGACUUGUAGUUGGGAUGUGUGCUACAUGAUGGCUGGCUGGCUGGCAAUACCGAACUGCCCUUCCUACAGCCUCAGGAUGCAUAUCUGAAAAGUUUUAAUCUAUUUUUCCAGGGGAAAAGGAGCAUAGCCCACCAUGGUUUGGCCAAGAACUGCUGGCAUGGGCUUCUCUGGAGGCUGUUAAAUAAGGGCAGCAAGGAUAUAUAAAACAUAAUACUCCAGAGGAAAGGAUCAAAAUUCAAAAUGACCUUAAUAGAUUAGAAAGCUGGGCCAAAACUAACAAAAUGCAUUCCAACAGAGAGAAAUGUAAGGUACUGCACUUAGAGAAAAUAAAAUGCGCAGAUAUAUAUAUAUAUAUGAUGGAGGACCCCUGGCUUAGUGAGAGUUAUAGUGUGAAAGGGAUCUAGGAGCACUAGCAGACCACAAGUUGAACAUGAGUCAACAGUGUGAUAUGGCAGCUAAAAAAGCCCAUGGAUGUUCAAGUCUCAUUAAAUACAAUGGUGUAGUAAAAUGAUGUCCCUUGUAUAAAAUGGCAAAAUCAAGGUUACUCUUUGGAAUGUAUUUUUGGGAAUAUUUUCAAGACAUGGAUAAAGAAUCCAUGGAUAACAAAAAUCUGUGGAAAUGGAGGUCUGCAGUCCCAUAGUGGAUAUUUCUUGGGGAAAAUGCACUGGACUGUUUGAAGGAAUGUAUAUAUCUGCAGAACAAGAGAGAGAGAGAUGAGCAAGUUCCCCAUGCUCCCUGGCAGACUGCCCCUCCUUGACAUCUGGACUCCUUCUCCAUCACAUAAUGGUGGGAGAAGCCCAGGUGGGUCUGGCUGGCCAGAGAGAGACCCAGGGGCAGGAGAUUGGCACAGGUUUUGCCAGCUAUGUGCCAGUCCAUGUGUGUUUCUGUGCAGGACAAUUCCCCUGAAACACUUGCAGGUGUGCAAAUACGAAGCAGAGACUGCCUGGCAGCACAUGCUUUCUCCUGCAGGAGUGUGGGGCAGGAGGGAGUGCGCAGGCCUCCCUUUCCUUCAUGCAUCUCACACUACUUACUCACACACUACUCACAAGCAAGGGCUUCACAGUUUUCCCCACUUGAAAUUAUCUCUGGGGAGGGGGUUUCUGCCUUGCUGCCUCCACCACAGUGGCGUCUGCCAUCUUUCCCCCUUUGCUGGACACUCGUGGUUAUCCAGGGUGGGCCCGAAGGCUUUGAGGAUGUGGGGAGCCCCCUGUGCCCAGGCGAAAGGGUGUGUGUGUGUGUGUGUGAUCCCCAGCAUGAAGGGAGUGCAACCCCUGGGCUUUGGCAAAAAGACCCCUGGAAUGGGCUGGUGGAGAGGAGGGGGACAGGUGUCCAUCUGGGUUGUUGGUCUCUCCUUGUUUUUGUUAUUUUGCAAAUGCAUCUCCAUCUGUUGCUCCUCAAGCAGUUUCAUUCCCUUUUUUUACUCCAUCAAAAAGAUCCUCCCCUUGCUCCCCAUUUUUGGAGUUUUUAUUUUGUGUAAAUAACUGGUCUUUUUUGGAAGAUAAAUGUAAAGAUGUUUUGUAUAAACUCUGGUUUAUUAUAAGAACCUUUUUAAAAACACAAGAAAAACAAACCCAAACUGAACCGCCUUUGCAAGAAAGAGCGUGUGUGACGAUGUGUUUGCCAUUCUGCAGCUUUUCCAAUGGCAAAAGUGUGUGUGUCUGUGUGCGUUUGUGUUGGAAAGAGGCUGUCUUGAGGACCAGGCUGGGAAUCCAAGGAGAAAGCUGACCCCACAACCCACCUUGGGAGCAAAGAUUGGGGUAGAACCUCAGCCUGCUGAGAAUGGGAAGGAAAGGCAGCUUUGGACUUGCCUGAGUGUCUGGCAUUCAUGGCAGGGCUGACCACGCAGGGUCAAAACUGGCUCGGGGGGGGGGGGAGGGGGACCCUUGGGAACCCCCCCCCCCCCCCCCCCCCAGGAUCUCUCUGUCUAACUGUCCCGUUUCCUAAAGAGCCUUGCAAGGCCUCUGCUGUGCCACCUCCGCCUUCCUGGCCACGGAUGGGUGCCCAGAGUUCCCUGGACGGAACCAACAUUCCUUCCCUCCUGCAGCUCAAAGGCAUCAAGGUGUUGUUACUGGGGGCUCUCUUGGUAUGGAUGGAUGGCAACCCCCAUCAUUAGCCCUCCUGGCUAAAAGUGGAUGGGAGUCACAGUCUGCCAACAUCUGGCUGAAAGUUGCCCCCUUCCGGACCAGUGCCAGAAAUGUGCUCCAGGCGGAGACUGUGCCCCUGCUGUCCUUCGAGGAGGCCAGUCCUCCGUAGCAUUUGCCACCCCUGGCCACUGAUGCUGCCAGCUAGUGCCAAAUUGGCAGAACCCCCUUGAUUAACGCCAUCCCUCCAGGGUGGGUCCUGUGUGCCCAAGAGAGCUGUGGGUCAAACCCAGCUGCCUUCACUUCUAGCCCUCUGUGUGCCCACUCUUCUGCUCUUGCAGCCUCCAGCUCUCUGGCCUUAGGGUUGGGUAGCCUUGUUUAGGAGGGGUGCCCUGCUGCCCACGCACACACACACACACACACUCACACACAGACACAAUCCUGAGAGAACUCCCUUUCCUCCCCCCCUUCCCCCCCAAAGGCCCCCCCCCCCAUGGUGAUUCUGCCGUGGAGCGACUGAGACAAUCCUGAGAACUGAGCCCCCUCCCCAGCCAGAGGCCAGCCACCAAGAUUUUUUUGGGAGGGGGAUGAUUGGGUUUCACGUUUGGUUUCCACCCCACAGUCACGUCUCUGCCGCCUCCUUAGGGCACUUCACCUGCGAACCCCCUUCUCCUCCUCCUGCCCCCAAAGUGUCCUACCUGGUCUCUCUCUCCUCCCCCCCCCCCGUGGACUGCAUUUGGUCCUCGUGGGCGGAGGCGUCCAAUGUCCGGCCGGGGCCCCUGUGGCGGCUGCCAGUCACAUCCAUCCGCGUUUGGUUUUGAUGUUCGCCAAGGGCUCAGGGCGCCAGGUGCCCUUCGGGGGAUGCUGGGUCUGCCAGAACAGUGUCAUGUUUUUUAUUUCCAUUUUGGCCAUCCUGUCACUUUCCAGCGGUUGCUUUCAGCCUUUCUGUACACAACCUUCACCCAGUUCCCAUAUCAUCAUUGUCAUCAGUAGUCGAUAAUACGGGAUUUGCGUUCCCUGGAGCCAUGAUGGAACCUGAUAUAUUGUUAAAUAAAUGAUUUUUUCCUAUGGAA